AUGGACCCUGCUCAGAUCGAGGCACUUCAACAACACGCUGCUCGCGAGGCCGCAGGCUGCCCUUAUGCCAAGCGGGCUGAAGCGGAGGCUGAGGCACGGUCAGAAUGUCCUUUCGGCAAGAAGAAGAAGCGGGCGACCUUCAACGCUCAGCAACAGAGGAUCAGUACCUCUGGCGAGCACGCUUGGGUCGAGCCCAACUUUGAGGCCGGCGACCAGAGAGGUCCUUGCCCUGGAUUGAAUGCCCUUGCCAACCACGGCUACCUUCCGCAUAAUGGCGUUGCUGACAUGGCCACCAUUAUCCGUGCCACCAACGAAGUAUACGGUAUGAGCUUGGAUCUGGGCGGCUUCCUCGCUGUCUACGGCACCGUCUUUGACGGCAACCCCCUCUCCACCAACCCAGGCUAUUCUAUCGGCGGCCCGAGCUCGCAGAGCCAGAACAUCCUCAAUGGGCUCGGCCUGCUCGGCACCCCGUCGGGACUCAGCGGCAGCCACAACAAGUACGAGUCGGAUGUGAGCGCCACUCGCGGCGACUUGUAUGUCACGGGCAACAACUUCCACGUCCAGCGGGACCGGUUCAUCGAGUACUACAACGCGAUCCCCGAGGACACGCCCGCGCCGGAGCAGUACACGGCACUGGCCCCGUUCCACCAGCAGCGCUUUGAAAACUCCGUCAGCACGAACCCGUACUUUUUCUACUCGCCCUUCGCCGGCGUGCUGGUGUCCCCGGCCGCCUACUCCUUCCCGCCCCGCAUGAUGGCCAACCACUCGGACGAGUACCCGGAGGGAUACCUGUCCCGGCAGACGUUUGCGACCUUCUUCGGCGUCGACGGCAACAGCGAGGCCAACUUCCAGGUCAACCAGGGCUGGGAGCGCAUCCCGGACAACUGGUACAAGCGGCCCAUCGGCGACGAGUUCUCCAUCCCAGACUUCCUGAUCGACGUGCUCGAGCACGCGGCCUACUACCCUCCCCUGCUCAGCAUCGGCGGCAACACGGGCACCGUCAACUCGUUCUCGGGCGUCGACGUCGCGGACCUGACGGGCGGCGUGUUCCACACCGCCGACCUGCUCAACCCGGACAAGCUGCAGUGCUUCGUGCUCCAGAUCAUCCAGGCCGCCGCCCCGGACGUGCUGGGCAGCAUGUUCGCCGACGUGCAGUCCGCCAUGGCGCCCCUCACCGACAAGCUCGCCCAGCUGCUCGCCGGCAAGGCCUGUCCCCAGCUGCAGGAGGUCAAUGCCAACCUGUUCCAGAAGUACCCCGGCUACACCGAGUCCUAUGGCAGCUAUGCUGGCCUGUCCAAGGGCACGGUGAGCGGUGUGCUUAAGGGCAUCACCGGUAUUGUCGGCGGCGUGGUUCCCACGGGUAAUAAGGAGUAG
Messenger RNA from Microdochium trichocladiopsis, 1374 nucleotides. RefSeq lists its product as uncharacterized. The record is from RefSeq and is a predicted model, not a curated record. The coding region runs from base 1 to 1374 and encodes 457 amino acids. Lineage: Eukaryota; Fungi; Ascomycota; Sordariomycetes; Xylariales; Microdochiaceae. Gene Ontology annotation, molecular function: peroxidase activity. The transcript has 3 exons.